Vavraia culicis subsp. floridensis is the source of this 1654-nucleotide messenger RNA. RefSeq lists its product as uncharacterized. Gene Ontology annotation, cellular component: cytoplasm. Gene Ontology annotation, molecular function: mRNA binding. Lineage: Eukaryota; Fungi; Microsporidia; Pleistophoridae. The transcript has a single exon. Gene Ontology annotation, biological process: post-transcriptional regulation of gene expression. The record is from RefSeq and is a predicted model, not a curated record. The coding region runs from base 1 to 1653 and encodes 550 amino acids.
AUGGACACUUACAGGCAUGACAGAAUAAAAGCCAGAGAAAUGAGUUACAAGGUGGACUAUGCGGACAAAUGCGAUGAUAACGCGGUAAAUGACAAGACUGGCUGUGAUGACGGCGUUUUGCAUAAGAAUUUGGAGCAAGGCAGCAUGACAACCGAGGAAAGACAUGUUGAUAAUGCCAAACAGGAUGGUGAUAUGUGUGCAGAUGAGCAGCUAAUCAGCUGUUUGUGCGAUUUUGCAAGUUUUUUGGUCGAUAACGGUGAUGUAAAUGUGAAUAAGUAUAGCUUUCCAAGCUCGUAUCGCAGCUCGAACUCUGUACAAAAUAUUUUUAGCCCCAUUCUUAGCACGAGCUGCUCACCGUUAGAAACGUUUUUGAAAGAGAAGAAUAUUUCGCUCACGAGCAUUGACUCGUUGAAGAGCGCGUACUACGGGCACAAUAAAAACAAUGACGAGGACAUGCGCUUAAAACCGUUUAUCGGCUCGUCAAUGAAAAUGAUGGAGAAAACAAGUGAAAGGAAGUGUAAAACGGCCAAGCCUACGCUAUUGGAAAUGAUAGAUAACGAUAACCCGCGGGAAUGCUCAACGGCAUAUCCUCUCAAGACGCCGUCAUCUCUUACACCGAUCGGUGACGAUUUCAGCUUUUUAACGCGAAUUUUUACAGAAGAGGGCAGCUGCGAGCACAAGGAAGACUUUGUAAACGAUAUAAAGGUGUACUUGGACAGGAAGAACGAAGAGAAUGUGGUUGUAGACAUUGAUACGUGCACAAACAUCGUUAAAGAUCAGGAGGGAAGCCGAUUCAUACAGAAACGGCUGGAGUUGAGCACCGAUGAAGAGUGGAUAUGGCUUGUGAAGCACAUCAAGGUCAAAGAGCUGUGCACUGAUCUGUUUGGAAAUUACGUUAUCCAAAAAUUAAUUGAAAAUCGAGAUUGUCACGCAUACAUCACGCAGUACUUGGAGGGAUGUUAUAAGGAAAUGAGCGUGAACGCUUUUGGCUGCAGAGUUGUACAGCGACUGCUUGAUGAAGAUGUGAAUGGCGGGGGUGAGUACUACCACCGAAUAGCAGAUGAGCUGAAAGCACAUAUUCUCGAUUUGGUGUAUGACUCCAAUGGAAAUCACGUUGUCCAAAAAAUAGUAGAGCGUGAGAUUGACUUUGAGAGCGUUUUCUACAACGAUUGCAUUCAGCUGAGCAACCAUAAGUACGGUUGCCGUGUCCUCCAGAAACUUUUUGAGAAAAACGAGUGCAGCACUAUAAUAGGCAAGUUGAUUGAUAAUUGUCUUGAUCUGGCCGAGAACCAAUACGGUAAUUAUGUGCUGCAGCACAUAAUUACGAUACGGCCCGAGUAUCUCGUGCGCGUAAGCGAUAUUCUCUCGCCCUAUAUUUUUUCGUUUUCCCUGCACAAGUUCGCCAGUAAUGUCAUCGAAAAAAUCAUAAAAAUGUGCGACGAAAAGCGACUGAACAGUAUCCUUGACGAGCUACUGGCCAGUAAUUGUAUUUUGAAAAUGAGUAUGGAUAAAUACGCGAAUUAUGUCAUACAACGAAUACUUGAAAGCAAAUCACGCGAACGCGUUACCAAUGUUUUGAUGGCGAAUGUCAAUGAGCUGAGAAACUGUGUAUAUUCUAAGCAGAUUGUUGUUAGGCUGUCUAAAAGCAAGUGAA